AUGAUAUCAAACUUAUUUUAGAAUAAGACAAUUUUAGUUACUGGUGCUGCCAGAGGUAUUGGACAUGCAAUUGCUAGUGCAUUUCAUAAUUAAGGUGCAACGGUUUGGUCAGCUGAUAUAAUUGAUCCAGUUAAUAAAAUUUAAGGCGUAAAUUAUGAAAAAGUUAAUCUUGAAGAUGAAAAUUAAAUUAAGUCUUUGAUGGAUAAGAUUGGUGAAAAGUUGGAUGUCCUCAUAAAUAAUGCAGCUUUCAUUAAAAUGACAGACAUAAGAAAUAUUUAGAUUGAGGAAUUUGAUAAAAUAUUUGCUGUUAAUUUAAGAGCUCCUUUUAUUUUAUCUAAGUUAGCAAUUCCAAAAUUUGAAAAAACUGGAAAGGGAAGCAUAAUAAACAUUUCUUCAACUAGAUCUUUAAUGUCAGAGGCAAACAAUGAAGCAUAUACUUCUACAAAAAGUGGCUUGAAUGGUUUAACACACGCAUUAGCCAAUAGUUUAGGUCCUUUGGUAAGAGUAAAUUCAAUUUGCCCAGGAUGGAUUGAAUGUGGUGAUUAUUAAGCUCUCAGAGAAGAAGACCAUUCUUAGCAUCCAGUAGGGAGAGUAGGAAAACCAGAAGAUAUUGCAAACGCUUGUUUAUUUUUAGCUGAUGAUUCUAAAUCAGGAUUUAUUACAGGAUAAACAUUAGUUAUUGAUGGAGGUAUGACUGUUAAGAUGAUUUAUAAUGAGUGA
Molecule: messenger RNA, 720 nt
Organism: Tetrahymena thermophila SB210
Lineage: Eukaryota; Ciliophora; Oligohymenophorea; Hymenostomatida; Tetrahymenidae
Product: short-chain dehydrogenase/reductase SDR
Exons: 4
Molecular function (GO): oxidoreductase activity
Source: RefSeq, a predicted model, not a curated record